AUGUCAACUCAGAAGACCGAUGUCGUACAAAUUACUACAAGAUUCGAUGAUCUUGCAUGCCGUUUAUCAGCCAAUUUCAAGCAACUACACAACAAGUUUGAUGCCUUAGGCUCUCGAAUUCAGGUGCUUACAGAUAAAUCGGCCUCAACUUCCAAACGUCAUGAGUCUGCGCUUGCCAUCACCCUACGGAGUGGACGCCAAUUACCACCUCGGACGGCACCACCUCACAUUACUGAGGAAAGCAAUUAUUUAGAUGGGGAGGAUCUCCGUGAACCGCCCACUCCUUCUCAACCACCAAACCAUUCUCCAGCGAAACCCGACCCAGCACCCGGCCACCCUACUCGGAUGGAUGAUUGGGUUGAUACUCCAGUCAGUCCACCUCUUACAGACAAACCAGGAGGAGAGAAACAGAAAGAAAGACGAUUCAUCCCUCCACCUUACAAGCCACCCUUGCCAUUUCCUGGACGAUUUCGCAAGAAACUUCUUGAGAAGUACAAGGCAUUGUUCGAAAAACAGAUGCAGGGACUCGAGCUUUGCAUGCCUCUAAUGGACGCUUUCACUCUAAUACUCCCUUACCAGAAAUUCCUGAAAGAUGCGAUGAUGGAACGGAUCAAACAAGUUCAAGGGAUGGUCAUACUCAAUCAUGAGUGCAGUGCUAUAAUCCAGAGGACUACUGCGCCUAAAAAACUGAGCGACCCGGGUUCGUUCACUUUACCUUGCUCGAUAGGACCUUUGCCAUUCGGCAGAUGUCUCUGUGACUUGGGGGCAUCAGUCAACUUAAUCCCUUUGAUUGUAGCCAAACGUCUUGGAUUUGAGAAAUUCAAACCCACCAACAUCCAACUAUUUCUGGCAGAUCGAACCACAAGGUUGCCAAGUGGAGUAUUGGAAGACUUUCCGAUCAAGAUAGGGCCGGUUGAUGUUCCAACCGACUUUGUGGUUUUGGAAAUGGAUGUAGAGACAAGGGAUCCGCUUAUCUUAGGACGACCAUUCUUAGCCACCGCAGGAGCUAUGAAAGAUGUGAGGAACGGGAAGAUAGAUCUGAAGCUCGGGGAAGACCUCACUAUGCAGUUUGAUAUUUUAGAAACCAUGAAAAGCCCACAAUCGCGGGGCAAACCUUCCGGGUAG
Molecule: messenger RNA, 1125 nt
Organism: Camelina sativa (false flax)
Lineage: Eukaryota; Viridiplantae; Streptophyta; Magnoliopsida; Brassicales; Brassicaceae
Source: RefSeq, a predicted model, not a curated record